CAAGCAGUGAUGGUUGGAUGGCGUCCAUCGCCGCCAUGAAAGAUGGAGAUGUGGAGAGCCUGGUGCAGAGCUUGGUGCAGAAUCAAGAGGAAGUCAUUCGUAAGAGCCAUGCGGACCUCAUGAGCCGGUUGGAAGGCUGGCUACAGAGCCUUGACUCCUCCCUGGAGAAGCAGAGGAUGGCUGAGCUGUCGUUUUCUCCGACCUUAGACCAUUCCUCGACCUUCGCGCUCUCGGCUCAUAGCCAUCAGCUGCCCGAGAUGUACAUCUCGGAACAGCAGUUGCCAAGCGAAGGCGAAAAGGCCGGAGGCGAGCUCAUGUCUCCGCGGCGGAUCUCGGAGAACUCCGUGACCAGCUACGACAAGGCAAAGCAGGAAGGCUCCAAGAUCGAAUUGCGGAAGGAGUUGCACUCGCAGACCAUGACUCCCAGCUACAAGCGAUCGUUUUGGCAGAAGCUGUGUCCUCAAUCCCGGCUGGUGCACAAGUGGGUCAAGAACCUCGUGGCCUCCACGCACUUUGAGGUCUUCUUUGGCAUCGUCCUGGUGAUAAAUUCCUUGUAUGUUGGGGCGCAGCUUCAGUGGAUGACCACCAGCGGCUCUUCCGAGAUGCACCCGGGGUUCAUCACGACGCACAUUGCCUUUGCAUCGCUCUUCACCAUCGAGUGUGCCCUUCAGAUCUUUGCUUUUGGUUUGAGGAGUUUUUUGACGGGUCCAAGUUGGGCUUGGAACUGGCUCGACAUCCUCGUGGUGAUCUCGUCCUGGAUUGAACUGAUCCUGGACUUGCAGAACUACAGCAGCACCGGCUCCAAUACAGGAGUCCGCAUCGUCAAGGUCUUCAAGUUCACCCGGAUCCUGCAGGGCCUGCGGUCCUUGCGCAUCGUGCGCUAUAUCAGCGGCCUCCGGAUUCUGGUGUACUCUAUGUUGGAUGCCACCAAAUCCCUGGCCUGGGCAUUGCUACUGCUGGCGCUGAUCGUGUAUGUCUUCGGAGUGGUCUUUGCGAACGCCGCGCUGGAUUAUAUGGUGGAGAGCACCAGCGUAAACCUCGUGGGACGUCACUGGGGCUCCGUUGAUGUAUCCAUCACAACCUUGUACAGGGCCGUUCUUGGCGGCCUAGAUUGGGGCGAAGCAGCUGAUGCGCUGGCCCCGCUGGGGAUAGUGUGGGUCCAUGUCUUUCAUUUUUAUGUUGGUUUCGUAAGUUUUGCGAUUCUCAACGUGAUGACCGGCGUGUUCUGCAACAGCGCCAUCCGCGCGGCGGAGCACGACCAUGACAUCAUGAUGCAAAACAGGGUUCGUUUCAGGGACAUGGCUUCGGACCUCUUCAAGAAAAUGGACAGCGGCUAUGGGCAGAUCACCAUCUCGGAGUUUGAGAAGCUCUACGACGACGAGGACAUGCAAGCCUUCUUGGACUCCAUUGAGAUCAGCGCAACUGAUGCGUGGACGCUGUUCGCCAGCCUGGACGUAGACGGAGAUCAGACGGUGAGCGUGGAGGAGUUCACCGAGGGUUGCCUGAAGCUCCACGGCCCGGCUAGGUCGGUGGAUCUCUACUCCUUGCGCCAGCAGAAUCUGAAGAUCAAGGAGCAGAUGCACAGCCUGAUGCAAGGUCAGAAGAAGAUCAUGGAGUUCCUGAACGCCCUGAACCAUUCACAAUUCAACCGCUUUGCUGUCUAGCAGCCUAGCGCCGGGUUGCACAGACAUGAUUAUCCCAAGAUCAAGAUCACGACUUGAUUUGGUUGUAAGGCACCGAUUGAUGCGUGACCAUGAAUUCGAACUGAGAGCCUAGUAGGGAGCAUGCUGUGACUGGCAAUGCUUCGCUGCGCUCUGAGAGUAUUGGAUUAUCACUGUCUUGCAAUAGCGAGAUGUCCCAAUCUUUGGGACUGAAUGCCCGCGCCUUUACGCUGUUGGGAGACGACCAGGUUUUUUGCUGAUGUUGCACAGCUUGACGCAUGAAAUGCGUUGAGCGCCCUGGAGCCCUCUUCAGUUCAUGCAAGCAGGGAGCAACAAGACGCAUUGUGUUGGAC
This is a messenger RNA of Effrenium voratum, 2014 nucleotides long. The record is from the annotation of a GenBank genome assembly. Lineage: Eukaryota; Dinophyceae; Suessiales; Symbiodiniaceae.